AUGGACCUUCCCAGCCCUAGGUGCAGCCUGUGGAGGGGCCUCGUGCUAGUGGCCAGCCUGCUGGCCAGUGGGAUCUGCCAGGCCGCUGGCCAAAUCUUCAUCACCCAACUCCUAGGGGUUGAAGGAUAUCGAAGUAUCCUGGCCCUAGAGAACAUCCCCGAGAACGUCCGGGAAUACACCUGGUACCGAGGUACACAGGACAGUGCAGGAAAUAUGAUUCUCAGCUACAAACUUCCCAACUCCUGGCAGCCUGGGCCCAUGCACAGUGGCCGGGAGAAUGUGACCAGAACAGGUGACUUGGUGAUCAAGAAGUCUAUGCUAAAUGACACAGGAAACUACACUGUUUGGGUGGACACUGGCAAUGAAACCCAAACAGCAACUGGCUGGCUUGAGAUUGUUGAGUUGGAAAGCAAUCCGGGCAUCUCAGUCAACGCCACCUCCCUGGUGGAGAACAUGGAUUCUGUGGCUGCCUACUGCCACACUAAUGUCACCAAGGUCACAUGGUUUGUGAAUUCUGUGCCCAUAUCCAGCAGUAACCGGAUGACAAUUUCCCCAGAUGGGAAGACCCUCAUCGUCCACAGGGUCAGCCGCUAUGACAGGACUCUUCAGUGUGUGGUGGAAAGUUUCCCAGAGAUCUUUCAGAGAAGCGAGCUGAUCGCCCUGACUGUGGCCUAUGGACCAGACUCCGUGGUACUGAGGGCCACACCUGACAUCUUCAACGGUGUCAUCACUGCUAAGAUCGGCUCCCAGGUAGAGAUGGAAUGUGUCUCCAUUUCCCUUCCACCUAGCUCGUACCGCUGGACCCACAAUGGCUCCCUCCUGAACCUCUCAGAGGCAAAGAUGACCCUCUUGAGUCUAGCAUGGGAACAGCUGGGCCGGUACAGAUGUAUCGUGGAGAACCCUGUGGCCCAGUUGACCUUUUACAGAGACGUCAGGAUCCAACUACCUCCUGAGAGUGAGUGUUGUCUCCCUCCAGAGCUUUUACCUGUGGCCCGCAGUGGUUUUUACAUCUCGGGAUCCCUGGUGGUAUUCCUCAUUGUGAUGACUGUCCUGGGGAGUGUCUACCUCUGUGGAGUUCUGGUCUACGCUCUGAUCAGCUAUUACUCAACCAGGUACCUUUGGUGUUCUAGGUCAAGGAUGGGGCAUCGGCUGGGGCAGGAACUCAAGGGGUAUCACACCCUCCAGGGGGAGGAUGGCUGA
Messenger RNA from Otolemur garnettii (small-eared galago), 1200 nucleotides. It is a transcript of the gene CEACAM18, whose product is annotated as carcinoembryonic antigen related cell adhesion molecule 18. The transcript has 5 exons. Lineage: Eukaryota; Metazoa; Chordata; Mammalia; Primates; Galagidae. The record is from RefSeq and is a predicted model, not a curated record. The coding region runs from base 1 to 1200 and encodes 399 amino acids.